This is a messenger RNA of Recurvomyces mirabilis, 675 nucleotides long. RefSeq lists its product as uncharacterized. The record is from RefSeq and is a predicted model, not a curated record. NCBI's taxonomy places the organism in Eukaryota, Fungi, Ascomycota, Dothideomycetes, Mycosphaerellales, Teratosphaeriaceae. The transcript is spliced from 4 exons. Bases 1 to 675 code for a protein of 224 amino acids.
AUGGCCACAAAUUCACGAAAGCGCUCUCAUGAUGACGAGCAAAAGCUUCAACAGCACGCUGCUAACGCCACAGAUGAUGAAGUUGCUCAAGAUAGGCCUAUCAAGAUAUCAAGCUCCCAGACUGACGACAACGAUUCCGAAUUGCCAAGCACGUUUAAAAUUACACAGCCCAUGAUGCCUCCGCCGUUAAAGCCAGCAGAUCCCUCACAGCGAGAGGAGCAACAGCCUCCUCGAUCCGGCCAAGGUAGUCAGAAACCUCGUGACGCUCAGACAGAUCUUGCGUCGACCCAAGCAAAAGCUUCGCAAUUGGAAGAUGUAACGAGCGAAUCUACCAUUCCAGACGAUGAAGAAGUGCUGCACUCACUCAUGCCGAGCGAACCACAAGACGAAAUCGCAGACUUCGACUGGACGGAUCUGCAGGCUCGUUAUCAUGAUAGAAUGACAGAGCUCCAGCACAACGAGCUGAAGAUCGUGGACGAGUUCAGUCAGCUUUGCGAUUUCUUUGGUAUUUGGGCAGAUUCGAUGCAGACGCACGAAGUAGGACGCAGCUUCAAGAGACUGAAGACACAAACGGCAUAUGUCCGACACGAGGAAGACGAGCUCGAGCAGAAACGAGGUCAUUAUAUCAAAGUGGUCGAUGCGUUCAAAAGUGCGCUUCAGCUCCUCGGAACAUGA